AUUUUUUUCAAAAUUGAAUUGGAUUUAUAUUUUUUUUAAGUUAUACAUCAAAUUCUAAAUGUCUUUGAAGGAUUUUUAAUUACUCUCAAAAUUAGGUAUUCAUUAAAUAAACUAACAAUUGAUAGGGGAAGGCGCAUACUCUUCUGUUUACAGAGUAAAACGAUUGGAAGAUGGUUAUGAAUAUGCUUUAAAGAAAGUAAAAUUGCAAAACUUGAAUGAUAAAGAGAAGUAAAAUGCAAUGAAUGAGGUUCGCCUUUUAGCAUCUGUAAAGCAUCCAAAUAUAAUUUGUUAUAAAGAAGCCUUUAUUGAUAUACAGAGUAAUUCAUUAUAGUAUACUAAAAUUUGAUUAUAUUAGUAUAGUGAUGGAAUUUGCUAAUCGGAAUGACUUGUAUCAAAAGAUUGUGAAUAGUAAAAAGAACAACAAGCAACUUGAUGAGUAAUCUAUUUGGAAUAUUUUUAUCUAAAUAGUAAGAGCUUUGAAAGCAUUACAUGAAUUAAAAUCUUACAUAGAGAUAUAAAAGUAUAGAUUUUUAUCAUAAUAAGAGUGCCAAUGUAUUUUUAUCUUAAAAUGGAGAUGUGAAAUUGGGAGAUAUGAAUGUUUCAAAAGUGGUUAAGAAAGGUUUACUUUAUACUUAGACUGGAACUCCUUUCUAUGCAAGAUCAGAGGUGUGGAAAGAUCAACCUUAUGAUUAAAAAUCAGAUAUUUGGAGUUUAGGAUGUGUGAUCUAUGAAAUGGCAGCUUUAAAGCCACCCUUUUAAGCAGAAGACAUGUAGGGCUUAUAUAAACGAGUCAUUCGUGGAUACUAUCCUAGAAUACCUCAACAAUAUACUUAGGGUCUCACAAAUGCUAUAAGAUAAAUGUUGUAGGUGCAACCAAAUCUAAGGCCCAAUUGUGAUAAACUCUUACAAUAUCCUUCAAUAUUAAAGAGGUAAGAUGAAAUAUUACAACUUGAACAAAUAAGCAAUGAACCUAAUACAUUAUUGUUAACAAUAAAAUUUCCCAAAAGCUACCAUUAUUUUACAUCUAUGUUACCAAAAGCUUGUUAUGAUUUCGUUAAUAGAAGGCAAAUUAAAUCUCUUCAUUCAUAAUAAGUUAGCCCAAAUCCUAGAUCGAUAAUAAGUGUAAAUGGAAAUUAUGAAGAUGUAACUAGUUAAAAAUCAAUUCAUAAAUAAUGUGUUAAUAAACCCUAAAAAGAAUUUAAGAUGAUAUUGGAUUAGCACUAAAAAGUAUGAAAAACUGCAUUUUAUAGCAAAUUCGAAAACCAAAAAUGAAAAUUAGACACUAUAGACACUAAAGUUAAGAAGAAGUUAGUUUAUUAGAAAUAAUAACCAAAAAUAAUAAAAAAUCUCAUUAGAAAAUAACAAGUUACCA
Paramecium primaurelia is the source of this 1372-nucleotide messenger RNA. The record is from the annotation of a GenBank genome assembly. Lineage: Eukaryota; Ciliophora; Oligohymenophorea; Peniculida; Parameciidae.